UGCCCGUGCUGUGUCAGGCCGACGCUGCCGCCAUGGCGGGUGAGGGCAGUACGUUCCGGCUGCGCUGCUCCCUGCUGGGGCACGGGCAGGACGUGCGGGGCCUCACCCGUGGCCUCUUUCCGGAUGGAGGCUUCGUGUCCGUCUCGCGGGACAGAACCGCGCGGCUCUGGGCCCCUGACGGUCUUAACAGGGGUUUUACUGAGAUGCACUGUAUGAGUGGCCACUCAAAUUUUGUAUCUUGUGUGUGCAUCAUACCUCCAAGUGACCUCUAUCCUCGUGGGCUGAUUGCAACUGGUGGCAAUGAUCAUAAUAUUUGCAUUUUCACAGUUGACAACCCAGCUCCUCUUUAUGUCCUUAAGGGUCAUAAAAACACAGUUUGCAGCCUUUCAUCUGGGAAAUUUGGCACGUUAUUAAGUGGAUCAUGGGAUACAACAGCAAAAGUCUGGUUGAAUGACAGAUGUAUGAUGACAUUACAGGGUCACACAGCUGCAAUAUGGGCAGUGAAGAUACUUCCUGAACAGGGAUUAAUGUUGACUGGUUCAGCUGACAAAACUAUAAAACUGUGGAAGGCAGGCAGAUGUGAAAGAACAUUCACUGGACAUGAGGAUUGUGUGAGAGGUUUAGCUAUUCUCAGUGAAAUGGAGUUCCUUUCCUGUGCUAAUGAUGCUAGUGUUCGAAGAUGGCAGAUCUCUGGCGAGUGUCUGCAGGUGUAUUAUGGACAUACAAAUUACAUAUACAGCAUCUCUGUCUUUCCUCGAUGUAAAGAUUUUGUAACUACCGGAGAGGAUAGAUCUCUCAGAAUUUGGAAACAAGGGGAAUGUGCUCAAACAAUCAGACUCCCAGCUCAGUCUGUAUGGUGCUGCUGUGUAUUAGACAAUGGUGACAUCGUAGUUGGUGCAAGUGAUGGAAUUAUAAGGGUGUUUACAGAAUCCUUGGAACGUACAGCAAGUGCUGAGGAGAUUCAAGCUUUUGAAAAUGAGCUUGCCCAAGCAUCCAUUGACCCUAAAACUGGUGAUUUAGGAGAUAUCAAUGCUGAUGACCUUCCUGGAAGAGAACACCUUAAGGAUCCUGGAACAAGAGAUGGACAGACGCGGCUUAUUAAAGAUAAUGGGAAAGUAGAAGCAUAUCAAUGGAGUGUUAGUGAGGGAAGAUGGAUAAAGAUUGGUGAUGUUGUUGGUUCUUCUGGAGCUACACAACAAACAUCUGGAAAAGUUUUAUUUGAAGGAAAGGAAUAUGACUAUGUUUUCACCAUUGAUGUAAAUGAAAAUGGGCCUUCCUACAAACUGCCAUAUAACAUCACUGAUGAUCCUUGGCUGACUGCAUACAACUUCCUGCAAAAGAAUGAUCUAAAUCCUAUGUUUCUGGAUCAAGUGGCCAAGUUUAUUAUGGACAACACUAAGGGGCAAACACUGUUGAGUACAAAUAAUCAAUUUUCAGAUCCAUUUACAGGAGCUGGACGUUAUGUUCCAGGAUCUUCAUCUGGAUCGAGUGCGAUACCUGGGGCAGACCCAUUUACAGGUGCUGGUCGCUAUGUUCCUGGUUCAGCAUCAAAUGCAGGACCUCCACUGGGUGGGGUUGAUCCAUUUACGGGAAUGGGUGCCUACCAGUCAACUGCGGCUAAAGUUGAAAAUAUUUAUUUUCCGAAGAAAGAUGCUGUCACCUUUGACCAGGCCAAUCCUACACAGAUACUGGGCAAAUUAAAGGAACUUAAUGGCAGUGCAGCUGAAGAACAUAAGCUCACUGAAGAUGACUUGAUAAUCCUAGAAAAGUUACUGUCUGCAACAUGCAACACCUCUACAGAAACACCUACAGCGCAGCAACUUCAGACUUUAUGGAGAGCAGUUAACUGGCCAGAAGAUAUUGUCUUUCCGGCUCUAGACAUUCUUAGAUUGUCUGUCAGGCAUCCCACUGUGAAUGAAAACUUCUGCAGUGAAAAGGAGCACGUACAAUUUAUCAUCCUUCUCCUUAAAUUUCUAAAUCCUAAAGGCAAGCAAGCAAACCAGCUGUUGGCACUUAGAGCUCUUUGCAAUUGUUUUGUCAGCCAUGCAGGCCAGAAGCUCAUGAUGGAACAGAGGGAUGAAAUAAUGACACAAGCGAUAGAAACUAAAUCAGGCAAUAAUAAGAACAUCCACAUUGCACUGGCCACGCUGACAUUGAACUAUGCUGUAUGUUUACAUAAAGUCAACAACGUUGAGGGAAAAGCUCAAUGUUUAUCAGUAAUCAGCACAGUUAUGGAAGUUGUUCAAGAUCUUGAAGCCAUUUUUAGACUGCUUGUGGCUCUUGGGACGCUAAUCAGUGAUGAUACAAAUGCUGUACAAUUAGCUAAGUCUCUGGGAGUUGAUUCUCAAAUAAAAAAGUAUGCCUCUGUAUCAGAACCAGCUAAAGUAAAAGAAUGCUGUAGGUUUGUUCUUAAUCUGUUAUAAUAUUUUUUCUUAGCAUUUGGAAGACAGUGUAUGCAGGAAAAAGAUGCUUUUGUUCAUAUUUUAUGACACACUAUACUUGGGAAAAUACUGUGGAUUAAUUACAUUUGACUUGUUGCAAGACACAGAGCAAAUAAAACUUUUUUCACUGUUUGUCAUUGGA
Parus major (Great Tit) is the source of this 2583-nucleotide messenger RNA. RefSeq names its product phospholipase A2 activating protein (gene PLAA). The transcript is spliced from 14 exons. Lineage: Eukaryota; Metazoa; Chordata; Aves; Passeriformes; Paridae. Bases 33 to 2423 code for a protein of 796 amino acids. Gene Ontology annotation, molecular function: ubiquitin binding. The record is from RefSeq and is a predicted model, not a curated record. Gene Ontology annotation, biological process: ubiquitin recycling; proteasome-mediated ubiquitin-dependent protein catabolic process. Gene Ontology annotation, cellular component: nucleus; cytoplasm.